Messenger RNA from Colias croceus (clouded yellow), 15919 nucleotides. RefSeq names its product ryanodine receptor (gene RyR). Gene Ontology annotation, molecular function: calcium ion binding; protein binding; ryanodine-sensitive calcium-release channel activity. The record is from RefSeq and is a predicted model, not a curated record. Lineage: Eukaryota; Metazoa; Arthropoda; Insecta; Lepidoptera; Pieridae. Gene Ontology annotation, cellular component: Z disc; sarcoplasmic reticulum membrane; sarcolemma. Gene Ontology annotation, biological process: intracellular calcium ion homeostasis; calcium ion transmembrane transport.
ACGAUCUAAAUCCAUUCUGGCGCUCACGGAGCCCAGAAUACUGAUUCCUACUCUAUUGUAGGAAUUAUCUCGAAUACGAUUGGAAAGGCCAACCUUGGAAGUGUGGUUCUGUGUGUGAAAAUGUGUGAUCAGUGCACCCAGAGAUAAUUGGAUUUUUUUAUUUGUUAUGGAAUGGUAUUAACGACUUAAAUCAGAGGGAAAAUUAACUCAAAAUGGCGGAAGCUGAGGGAGGAGCGAGUGAGCAAGAUGAUGUUUCAUUCUUGCGAACGGAAGAUAUGGUGUGCCUGUCUUGCACGGCCACCGGUGAGAGGGUCUGCCUGGCAGCCGAGGGGUUCGGUAACCGGCACUGUUUCUUGGAGAACAUCGCUGAUAAGAACAUACCGCCCGAUCUAUCACAGUGUGUUUUUGUUAUUGAACAGGCUUUAUCAGUAAGAGCUCUCCAAGAAUUAGUAACAGCUGCUGGUUCAGAGACCGGAAAAGGCACAGGCUCAGGUCAUAGAACAUUGCUUUAUGGUAAUGCCAUUUUGCUGCGCCAUCUUAACAGUGACAUGUACUUAGCCUGUCUCUCCACGUCAUCUUCACAAGAUAAGCUAGCCUUUGACGUGGGUCUGCAAGAGCAUUCGCAGGGCGAAGCGUGCUGGUGGACCCUGCAUCCAGCUAGCAAACAGAGAUCUGAGGGUGAAAAGGUCCGUGUCGGUGAUGACUUGAUCCUUGUAUCAGUUGCCACUGAAAGAUACUUGCAUACAACAAAAGAAAACGAAGUAUCAAUAGUGAACGCAUCGUUCCACGUCACCCAUUGGUCGGUACAGCCGUACGGCACGGGUAUAUCCCGUAUGAAAUACGUGGGCUAUGUCUUUGGAGGGGAUGUACUACGGUUCUUCCAUGGGGGGGACGAGUGUCUAACUAUACCUAGCACUUGGAGUAAGGAUGGGGGGCAGAAUAUCGUGGUCUACGAAGGUGGUUCAGUGAUGUCACAAGCCAGGUCGCUAUGGCGGCUUGAACUGGCCCGAACUAAAUGGGCUGGUGGCUUCAUCAACUGGUACCACCCUAUGCGUAUUCGGCACAUCACUACGGGUCGAUACUUGGGCGUGAAUGACCAGAAUGAGCUGUAUUUGAUUAGCAGAGAGGAAGCGACCACAGCAUCCUGCGCUUUCUGCCUCCGUCAAGAGAAAGAUGACCAGAAGGUGGUUCUUGAAGAUAAGGAUCUUGAAGUUAUUGGAGCUCCUAUUAUUAAGUAUGGUGAUUCUACCGUCAUUGUACAACACUCUGAAACUGGGCUAUGGUUGUCUUAUAAGUCAUACGAAACGAAAAAGAAAGGCGUAGGUAAAGUAGAGGAGAAACAAGCAAUUCUUCACGAGGAAGGCAAGAUGGACGACGGUCUUGACUUCUCCAGGUCACAAGAAGAAGAAUCUAGAACAGCUAGAGUUAUUAGGAAAUGUUCUUCGCUUUUCACCAAGUUUAUUAAUGGCCUUGAAACUUUACAAGAAAACAGACGCCACUCGAUGUUCUUCGCGUCAGUCAAUUUGGGAGAGAUGGUCAUGUGCCUUGAGGAUUUGAUCAACUAUUUUGCACAGCCUGAAGAAGAUAUGGAACACGAAGAAAAACAAAACAGAUUUCGCGCGCUCCGCAAUCGUCAAGAUUUGUUCCAAGAAGAGGGCAUUCUAAAUUUGAUUUUGGAAGCUAUAGACAAAAUAAACGUGAUUACGUCACAAGGAUUCCUAGCCGGAUUUUUGGCGGGAGACGAAUCUGGACAGAGCUGGGAUAUGAUUUCUGUUUAUCUUUAUCAAUUGUUAGCUGCUAUAAUCAAGGGCAAUCACACAAAUUGUGCGCAAUUCGCGAAUUCAAAUCGUUUGAAUUGGUUGUUUUCGCGUCUUGGCUCGCAAGCGUCUGGUGAAGGCACGGGAAUGUUGGAUGUAUUACAUUGCGUGUUGAUCGACUCGCCUGAAGCUUUGAAUAUGAUGCGGGACGAACACAUAAAAGUGAUCAUUUCUCUAUUAGAGAAACACGGUCGCGAUCCAAAAGUGUUGGACGUGUUGUGUUCCCUCUGCGUCGGUAACGGAGUCGCUGUGAGAUCCUCGCAGAAUAACAUCUGUGACUAUUUGCUACCUGGGAAGAAUCUAUUACUACAGACUCAAUUAGUUGACCACGUAUCUAGUGUGCGUCCAAACAUAUUUGUUGGACGUGUAGAAGGGUCAGCGGUAUACCAGAAAUGGUACUUCGAAGUGACAAUGGACCAUAUCGAGAAGACGACUCAUAUGAUGCCGCACUUGAGGAUCGGUUGGGCGAAUACUACUGGGUAUGUCCCAUACCCAGGCGGUGGUGAAAAAUGGGGUGGUAAUGGUGUUGGGGAUGAUUUAUAUUCGUUCGGUUUUGAUGGCGCAUAUCUCUGGUCUGGUGGAAGGAAGACUCCAGUCAAUAGAACUCAUUCUGAAGAACCGUUUAUUAGAAAAGGUGACGUCAUUGGAUGUGCGUUAGAUUUGACAGUACCGAUAAUUAACUUUAUGUUCAACGGUGUAAGAGUUACUGGAUCUUUUACAAACUUCAAUCUUGAAGGAAUGUUCUUCCCGGUCAUGAGCUGUUCUAGUAAAUUGAGUUGUCGUUUUCUCCUCGGUGGAGAGCACGGUAGACUCCGCUACGCGGCCCCCGAGGGCUACUCGCCGCUAGUAGAGUCGCUGCUCCCGCAGCAGAUACUGAGCCUGGAGCCGUGCUUCUACUUCGGCAACCUGGCCAAGCGGGCGUUGGCCGGCCCGCCGCUGGUGCAGGACGAUACUGCCUUCGUGCCCACCCCCGUGGAUACUGCUACUAUAUCACUGCCAUCUUACAUCGAACAAAUUCGAGACAAACUCGCCGAGAAUAUUCACGAAAUGUGGGCUAUGAAUAAGAUAGAAGCAGGAUGGAUGUAUGGAGAUCAAAGGGACGACUUGCACAAAAUCCAUCCGUGCCUAGUUCCCUUUGAAAGACUCCCAGCGGCUGAAAAACGAUAUGAUAUACAACUUGCUGUGCAGACACUUAAGACGAUUCUAGCUCUAGGCUACUACAUAAGUCUAGAUAAACCACCAGCGCGCAUUCGUAACGUUAGAUUACCGAAUGAACCUUUUAUGCAGUCAAAUGGCUACAAACCAGCACCUUUAGACCUUAGUGCAGUGACACUAACUCCCAAAAUGGACGAACUAGUGGACCAACUUGCUGAAAACACGCACAAUUUGUGGGCCAGAGAGAGGAUACAACAGGGCUGGACUUAUGGUCUUAAUGAGGAUCCCGAUAUGAACAGAUCCCCACAUUUGGUCCCAUACCCCAAAGUGGACGAUGCUAUCAAAAAGGCAAAUAGAGAUACCGCAUCAGAAACUGUUCGUACUUUACUGGUGUAUGGAUAUAAUUUAGAUCCACCUACUGGAGAACAACAUGAAGCAUUAUUAGCAGAAGCAUCAAAACAAAAACAAGCAGAUUUCAGAACGUAUAGAGCUGAAAAGAAUUACGCAGUUAGUUCUGGCAAAUGGUACUUUGAGUUUGAAAUUCUCACUGCUGGGCCUAUGAGAGUUGGUUGGGCUCAUGCUGAUAUGCCUCCAGGUAUGAUGUUGGGACAAGACGAAAACUCAUGGGCUUUCGAUGGAUAUAACUCGCUAAAAUGGCACGGCGGCACAAGCGACACAUUCGGGCAGCAACUGAAAGUCGGCGAUAUUGUCGCCUGUUUCUUAGACGUUACCGACCAAACUAUUAGUUUUUCACUCAAUGGUGAAUUACUGAUGGAUGCUCUUGGUGGAGAAACUACAUUCGCUGAUGUUCAAGGUGAUAACUUUGUACCAGCUUGUACUCUUGGUGUUGGACAGAAGGCUAGGUUGUCAUAUGGACAAGAUGUUAAUUCUCUGAAGUAUUUCACGACAUGUGGUCUUCAGGAGGGUUAUGAGCCUUUCUGUGUUAAUAUGAAGCGUGACGUCACGCACUGGUACACGAAGGACCAACCGAUAUUCGAGAACACGGACGAAAUGAUCGACACAAGGAUCGAUGUUACUAGAAUACCUGCUGGAUCUGAUACACCACCCUGUCUAAAAAUUUCCCACAACACAUUCGAAACUAUGGAGAAAGCCAAUUGGGAAUUCUUACGACUUUCUCUACCUGUUAUUUGUCAUGCCGAGUUUAUUGAUGAAUCAGAGAAACAGCGUCGUUGGGUAGAAAUCAAGGAAAGACAGCAAAUGCUGAUGAAAGAAGCGACUGAAGCUCAGAUGCCGGCUCAUAUCGACCAGAUUAUGAGAAGUGGCUUCACUAUGAAUGAUAUUAAAGGUCUCCACUACGACGAAAACCAGGAAGACGUGAAAAUAAAGCGCCAACCAUCGAGACCACCACGAAAGGGAUCUAUAACACGCACCGUGACAAUACAAAAUUACAAUUUACAACCAGGUCAAAACGGCAUGCAUCGUUCCACAAGUGAAGCAGAAAUGGCGAAAUAUGAGCUUGGAGUUCAGAAUGUUCAAGAAGAUAAAAAAGACAAACGUGGACGAUCGCCUUUCAAAUUCUUUAGAAGCAAACGUGGGGAGAGUGGUGAUAGAGGCAAGACUAGGAAGUCUAAAACACCAGAAGCCUUUACAGAUACUGAAGUUUCACCAGAUAGGGGAAACUUAGCUAGACGAGCUAAUCCACAAAUACGCAUCUCGCAGACAAACUUAACAGUAGCGACACCAACGCAAGAUCGCAAGCAAAUGACGACUACAAACCUAGCUGCGUCCACUACAGAGACGGUCGGCAAUGAGAUAUUCGAUGCGGAGUGCUUGAAACUCAUUAAUGAGUACUUUUACGGUGUUAGAAUUUUCCCCGGUCAAGAUCCAACUCACGUAUACAUAGGCUGGGUGACAACACAAUACCACUUGCACUCGAAGGACUUUAACCAGAACAAAGUUACUAAAUCAAGUGUUAUUAUUACUGAUGACUAUGAUAGGGUUAUUGAAAGUGUAAACCGCCAAUCAUGUUACGUAGUUCGAGCAGAUGAACUAUAUAACGAAGUAAUGGCUGAAGCUACAGCCAAAGGAGCAUCUCAAGGAAUGUUCAUCGGAUGCUCUGUGGAUACUUCCACUGGGACGGUCGCUUUUACUUGUGAAGGAAAGGAUACGAGCUUUAAGUUUAAGAUGGAGCCAGAAACAAAGCUCUUCCCAGCAAUUUUCGUAGAAGCAACAUCAAAGGAAAUUCUUCAAAUAGAAUUGGGCAGAUCUUCCACAAGUUUACCAUUAAGUGCCGCGGUAUUACCGACAAGUGACAAACACGUGAUACCGCAGUUCCCGCCGAGGCUUAAAGUGCAAUGCUUGAAACCACAUCAAUGGGCUAGAGUACCAAAUCAAUCCCUUCAAGUUCAUGCACUAAAACUGUCAGACAUUCGUGGUUGGUCGAUGUUGUGUGAAGAUGCAGUGUCUAUGUUAGCUUUACAUAUUCCAGAGGAAGAUCGUUGUAUAGAUAUUCUGGAAUUGAUAGAAAUGGACAAACUACUAAGUUUCCACUCUCACACUCUGACGUUGUACGCUGCUCUGUGCUAUCAAAGUAAUUACAGAGCGGCCCACGCACUAUGCCAACAUGUGGACCAAAAACAACUAUUAUACGCGAUCCAAUCACAAUACAUGUCUGGUCCGUUACGUCAAGGUUUCUACGAUCUACUCAUUGCGUUGCACUUGGAAUCACACGCUACUACUAUGGAGGCAUGUAAGAACGAAUUCGUAAUUCCCCUGGGUCCAGAACUAAAAGCACUGUAUGAAGAUCCAGAAAUGUGUCACAGUCUACGGUCGCUACAAACUGAAAGUGUUAGACCGCAAAUGAAUAUGACUAAUAUUGCUGAAAACAUAUCGGACAUAAGCAAUCUAUAUUCUCCAUACUUCCCGCUUGAAGUUGUGAGAUCCUUCGUGAUGCAGGCACUCGCUGAGGCCGUGGAAACUAAUCAGGUUCACAACCGAGAUCCUGUUGGAGGAAGCAACGAAAAUCUGUUCUUACCUCUUAUAAAGCUAGUGGAUAGGCUGCUUCUCGUGGGAAUGAUGAGGGACGAAGAUGUAGAGAAACUGCUCAUCAUGAUCAACCCUGAGACAUGGGAUCCCACUUUUGAUAAAGAAGGCAAAGACGAGCACAGAAAGGGUUUGCUCCACAUGAAAAUGGCGGAAGGUGCCAAACUGCAAAUGUGCUAUUUGCUCCAACACUUAAACGAUAUUCAGUUACGACAUCGAGUGGAAUCCAUUAUUGCGUUUGCGCAUGAUUUUGUUGGCGAUUUACAGUCGGAUCAGUUGAGGCGUUACACAGAAAUUAAGCAGUCAGAUCUGCCAAGUGCAGUGGCUGCUAAGAAAACGAGAGAAUUUCGUUGUCCGCCUAGAGAACAAAUGAACGCUAUACUUAGCUUCAAGCACUUAGAAGAAGAGGACCCUGAGAACUGUCCGUGUGGAGAAGAAUUAAUAGCACGUAUGAACGAAUUCCACGAUGCACUCAUGAGUCAUGUUUCUUUGGGCGCUUUGCAAGAACCGGAUGGUGAUCAGUCAUCAGAACCAGAAAUAAAGAGAGGAGCAUUUGGAAAACUGUACAACAUCAUCAAUACUGUUAAAGAAUUGGAAGAGGAACCAAAGGCGCUUGUAGAGGAACCAAGGAAAACGCCAGAAGAGAAAUUCCGCAAAGUGUUGAUACAGACGAUAGUUAAUUGGGCGGAGGAAUCGCAGAUCGAAACUCCUAAGCUUGUGAGGGAAAUGUUUAGUCUGCUAGUCCGUCAAUACGACGCAGUAGGAGAACUAAUCAGAGCUCUAGAAAAGACAUACGUCAUCAAUGCCAAAACAAAACUAGAUGUAGCAGAGAUGUGGGUCGGACUUAGCCAGAUUCGAGCGUUGCUGCCAGUACAGAUGAGCCAGGAGGAAGAGGAAUUGAUGAGGAAGAGGCUGUGGAAACUUGUCAACAACCACACGUUCUUCCAGCAUCCAGAUUUAAUUCGGGUGCUCCGUGUCCACGAGAACGUAAUGGCGGUAAUGAUGAACACGCUCGGGCGGCGCGCGCAGGCGCAGUCCGACGCGCCCGCCGCCUCGCCGCCCACGCCCGAGGAUAAGGAGAAGGACACCUCCCACGAGAUGGUGGUAGCGUGCUGCCGUUUCCUCUGCUACUUCUGUCGCACGGGCCGGCAGAACCAGAAGGCGAUGUUCGACCACUUCGACUUCCUGCUGGAGAACUCCAACAUCCUGCUGUCCAGACCCUCGCUCAGAGGAUCCACUCCAUUGGAUGUGGCGUACUCCAGCUUGAUGGAGAACACGGAACUUGCGUUGGCUUUGAGAGAGCACUAUCUAGAAAAGAUAGCUGUGUAUUUAUCUCGUUGUGGGCUUCAAAGUAACUCGGAGUUAAUUGAAAAGGGCUAUCCAGAUUUAGGUUGGGAUCCCGUGGAAGGUGAAAGAUAUCUGGACUUCUUGAGAUUCUGCGUUUGGGUAAACGGUGAAAGCGUAGAAGAAAACGCCAAUCUAGUAAUUCGUCUCCUAAUCCGUCGUCCUGAAUGUCUUGGACCAGCUUUACGUGGUGAAGGAGAAGGUCUUCUUAAAGCGAUAGUGGAUGCUAAUAAAAUGAGUGAAAGAAUUGCUGAUAGACGGAAACUAAGAGAUCUGGAAGCGGAGGGAGAUGUUAGUUCCCAAUUUCAGUUCAGUCAUCCGCUUCCCGAAUCAGAAGAAGACGAAGACUAUAUAGAUACAGGAGCGGCCAUUUUGAAUUUCUAUUGCACACUUGUUGAUUUGUUGGGAAGAUGUGCGCCUGAUGCUGCUGUUAUUGCUCUUGGUAAAAACGAAUCUCUUAGAGCUCGUGCUAUCCUGCGUUCUCUAGUACCAUUAGAAGAUCUGCAGGGAGUACUGAGUCUUAGGUUUACGUUGAACAAUCCAGCUGCUGGUGAAGAGAGACCUAAAUCUGACAUGCCCUCUGGCCUCAUCCCUGGACACAAGCAAAGUGUAGGUCUAUUCCUUGAAAGAGUCUACGGAAUAGAAACACAGGAAUUGUUCUAUCGGCUUCUGGAAGAGGCUUUCCUGCCUGAUUUGAGAGCCGCUACUAUGUUGGAUAGGAACGACGGCUGCGAAUCCGAUAUGGCGCUAUCAAUGAACCGCUACAUCGGCAACUCGAUCCUGCCCUUACUGAUCAAACACGCCAACUUCUACAAUGAAGCUGAGAAUUAUGCUAGCUUGUUGGAUGCUACGUUGCAUACUGUUUAUAGGUUAUCCAAAAACCGAAUGCUAACAAAGGGCCAACGAGAGGCAGUAUCAGAUUUCCUCGUAGCUCUAACUGCAGCUAUGCAACCGUCCAUGUUGUUGAAACUGUUGAGGAAACUCACUGUGGAUGUGUCGAGAUUGUCGGAAUAUACUACUGUGGCUUUGAGGCUACUAACACUGCACUACGAGCGCUGCGCCAAGUACUACGGCAGCACGGGCGGGCAGGGCGCGUACGGGUCUUCCUCAGAUGAAGAGAAACGACUCACUAUGAUGCUGUUCUCCAACAUAUUCGACUCACUCAGCAAGAUGGACUACGAGCCCGAGCUGUUCGGCAAAGCGCUGCCAUGCUUGAUCGCUAUUGGUUGUGCUCUACCGCCUGACUACUCUUUGGUCAAGAACUACGACGAUGAAUUCUAUGGAAAGGAUACUCAAGCUACGGGUGCAGACAAUCCCCAAUACGAUCCACAACCAAUUAACACAUCAUCUGUGGCUCUGAACAACGAUCUCAACACGAUCGUUCAGAAAUUCUCUGAACAUUACCACGAUGCUUGGGCUUCUAGGAAAAUCGAGAACGGUUGGGUUUACGGUGAAUCUUGGUCAGACAGCCAGAAGACACAUCCACGACUCAAGCCUUACAACAUGCUUAAUGAUUACGAGAAAGAACGUUACAAGGAACCGGUCCGUGAAUCACUGAAAGCUCUCCUCGCUAUCGGCUGGUCGGUAGAACACUCUGAUGUGGACAUACCUUCAAACAACCGGUCAUCUAUGCGAAGACAGUCGAAGAGUGGCAUUGAUUCAGCAACGCCCUUCAACUACAACCCGCACCCGGUCGAUAUGACGAACCUCACUCUCUCCCGAGAGAUGCAGAACAUGGCGGAGAGAUUGGCUGAGAACGCACACGAUAUAUGGGCUAAGAAGAAGAAGGAGGAAUUGGUCACUAACGGCGGUGGAAUCCAUCCCCAACUCGUACCAUACGAUCUCCUAACUGACAAGGAAAAGAAGAAAGAUCGAGAACGUUCUCAAGAGUUCCUUAAAUACCUCCAAUACCAAGGCUACAAGUUACACCGUCCAAGCAAAGCCACCCAAAGUGAUACGGAACAGACCUCUACUGGUGUAGCAAUUGAGCUCAGAUUCGCAUAUUCGUUAUUGGAGAAGUUAAUACAAUAUAUCGAUAGAGCGACCAUUAAUAUGAAGCUAUUGAAGCCAUCCACUACGUUCAGUAGACGGUCCAGUUUUAAAACGAGCACGAGGGAUAUUAAGUUCUUCUCGAAGGUGGUACUACCAUUAAUGGAGAAAUACUUCUCAACACAUCGGAACUACUUCAUCGCGGUAGCAACGGCUACUAAUAAUGUUGGAGCGGCGAGUCUUAAGGAGAAGGAAAUGGUAGCAGCACUGUUCUGCAAACUUGCUAGCUUGUUGAGAUCUAGAUUGGCAGCAUUCGGACCAGAUGUGCGUAUAACAGUGCGUUGUCUACAAGUACUUGUUAAGGGUAUAGACGCUAAGUCUCUUGUGAAGAAUUGUCCAGAAUUCAUUAGGACGUCCAUGUUGACGUUCUUCAAUAAUCUGGCUGAUGAUUUGGGACACACCAUAUUGAAUUUACAGGAGGGUAAAUACGCUCACCUACGUGGCACUCAUCUCAAAACCUCAACGUCUCUGGGCUACAUCAAUGGAGUUCUUCUUCCAGUACUAACGGCUAUGUUCGACCAUUUAGCCAAUUGCGAGUAUGGUGCUGAUUUACUUUUGGACGAGAUUCAAGUAGCAUCCUAUAAGAUGCUAGGAUCGCUCUACACUUUGGGAACAGAUGUAGCUCUGACGCACGACAGGAAAUAUCUUAAAACUGAAAUAGAGAGACACAAAAACGCAUUGGGUUCAUGUUUGGGCGCAUUCAGUUCAACAUUCCCGGUGGCGUUCCUGGAGCCUCACCUCAACAAACACAACCAGUUUUCGCUAUUGAACCGUAUCGCUGAUCAUUCUUUGGAAGCUCAAGACAUUAUGGCCAAGAUGGAGCAAUCCAUGCCAACACUAGAAACGAUUCUAAACGAAGUGGAUCAAUUCGUAGAAUCAGAUAAAACAUAUAACGAAGCACCUCACAUUAUUGAUGUGGUGAUGCCUUUAUUGUGUUCGUAUCUACCGUUCUGGUGGGCACAGGGACCUGAUAAUGUUACUCCUACUGGCGGCAACCACGUAACCAUGGUGACCGCGGAGCACAUGAACCAGCUCCUCAAGAACGUGCUAAAACUAAUCAAGAAGAACAUAGGCAAUGAGAGUGCUCCGUGGAUGACGCGUAUUGCAACUUACACGCAGCAGAUAAUAGUGAACAGCUCGGAGGAGCUGCUGCGCGACGCGUUCCUGCCGCUCGCCGAGCGCGUGCGCCGCCGCACCGACAACAUGUUCCACAAGGAGGAGAGCCUGCGCGGCUUCAUCAAGUCAUCAACAGACGACACCUCCCAAGUGGAGUCCCAAAUACAAGAAGAUUGGCAGCUCCUAGUUCGUGAUAUUUAUUCGUUCUACCCGCUUCUUAUCAAGUAUGUGGAUCUGCAGAGAAACCACUGGCUGAGGAAUAAUGUGCCUGAGGCAGAAGAACUGUACAACCACGUGGCCGAAAUAUUCAACAUCUGGUCCAAGAGCCAGUACUUCCUAAAGGAAGAACAGAACUUCAUAUCCGCCAACGAAAUCGACAACAUGGUGUUGAUAAUGCCCACAGCGACUAGACGAGUGACUACGAUUGUUGAUGGCACCCCUCAAGGUGGCGGAAAGAAGAAGAAGAAGCAUCGCGACAAGAAGCGCGACAAGGACAAGGAAGUGCAAGCGUCACUAAUGGUGGCCUGCCUCAAGCGGCUACUACCGGUGGGCUUAAAUCUCUUCGCGGGACGGGAACAGGAGCUCGUGCAACAUUGCAAGGAUCGCUUCUUGAAGAAAAUGUCCGAACAAGACGUGGCAGAAUUUGCGAAGACCCAAUUAACGUUGCCAGAUAAAAUAGACCCAGCGGACGAAAUGUCCUGGCAACACUAUCUAUAUAGCAAACUUGGUUCUAAGAGCAAGACAACUAUAACUGUGGAGACUUCGGAGAAUAAGGCAAAGAUAAUAGAUGAUACUGUGGAAAGGAUUGUAGCUAUGAGCAAAGUGCUGUUCGGAUUGCAUAUGAUCGACCACCCGCAACAAAUGAGUAAGAACGUUUACCGUUCUGUCGUGUCCAUCCAAAGGAAGCGAGCUGUUAUCGCCUGUUUCAGACAAACAUCACUGCAUUCGUUGCCAAGGCAUAGAGCAUGUAACAUCUUCGCAAGGACGUACUACGAGUUAUGGUUGGAAGAAGAGAACAUCGGACAAGAAGUCAUGAUAGAAGAUUUGACGCAAUCAUUCGAAGACGCGGAAUUAAAGAAGAGUGAUGUAGUAGAAGAAGAAGGCAAACCGGAUCCAUUGACCCAAUUGGUUACAACAUUCUGUCGUGGUGCGAUGACUGAGCGAUCGGGAGCUUUGCAGGAGGACCCCCUGUACAUGUCGUACGCGGACAUAAUAGCGCGGUCGUGCGGUGAGGAGGAGGAGGAGGGGGGGGACGAGGAGGAGGGCGCCGAGCCCGAGCAGGAGGAUGAGGGCAAGUCCAGUAUACAUGAACAAGAAAUGGAGAAACAAAAGCUCCUCUUCCACCAAGCGCGUCUUGCCAAUAGGGGCGUCGCUGAAAUGGUGUUACUUCACAUAUCUGCUUCAAAAGGUUGUCCCAGUGACAUGGUGAUGAAAACUUUACAAUUGGGAAUAUCUAUAUUGAGAGGAGGCAAUAUUGAUAUACAAAUGGGAAUGUUAAACCACCUAAAGGACAAGAAAGACGUCGGCUUCUUCACUUCCAUCGCCGGUCUGAUGAACUCCUGUUCUGUGCUCGACUUGGACGCUUUUGAGAGAAAUACAAAAGCAGAAGGUCUUGGUGUGGGUCUAGAGGGAGCAGCUGGUGAGAAGAACAUGCAUGAUGCGGAGUUCACUUGUGCGUUGUUCCGGUUCAUACAGCUUACUUGUGAAGGACACAAUUUGGAAUGGCAGAACUACCUCCGAACGCAAGCCGGUAACACGACUACUGUGAACGUCGUCAUUUGUACUGUGGACUACUUGCUGAGGUUACAGGAAUCUAUCAUGGACUUCUAUUGGCAUUAUUCGAGCAAGGAACUAAUAGACCCAGCAGGCAAAGCGAAUUUCUUCAAAGCAAUCGGAGUUGCGUCUCAAGUGUUCAACACUCUCACUGAAGUCAUACAAGGACCGUGUACUCAGAACCAACAGGCUUUGGCACAUUCUAGGUUAUGGGACGCAGUGGGCGGUUUCCUGUUCCUGUUCUCUCACAUGCAGGACAAGCUCUCAAAGCACUCAUCUCAAGUGGACCUAUUGAAGGAACUGCUCAAUUUGCAGAAGGACAUGAUCACCAUGAUGUUGUCUAUGCUUGAGGGGAAUGUUGUUAAUGGUACAAUCGGUAAGCAAAUGGUGGACACUCUAGUAGAGUCAGCAUCGAACGUGGAACUGAUUCUCAAAUACUUCGACAUGUUCCUAAAACUCAAGGACUUGACUUCAAGCGCUAGUUUCAAGGAAAUUGAUACAAAUAAUGAUGGUUGGGUGCUGCCGAAGGACUUUAAGGAGAAGAUGGAACAGCAGAAGAGUUAUACACCGGAAGAAAUCGAAUUCCUCCUAGCCUGCUGUGAAACCAACCAUGAUGGUAAAUUGGACUAUGUUGGAUUCUGUGACCGUUUCCACGAGCCAGCUAAAGAAAUUGGUUUCAACUUGGCCGUGCUUUUGACCAACUUGUCGGAACAUAUGCCUAAUGAACCUAGGUUAGCCCGCUUCCUAGAAACAGCGGGUUCAGUUCUCAACUAUUUUGAGCCGUUCCUCGGUCGUAUUGAAAUCAUGGGCGGCUCCAAACGGAUUGAAAGGGUUUACUUUGAAAUUAAGGAGUCUAACAUUGAACAAUGGGAGAAACCGCAAAUUAAGGAAUCAAAACGAGCGUUCUUCUACAGCAUAGUAACAGAAGGAGGUGACAAAGAGAAAUUAGAAGCAUUCGUGAAUUUCUGUGAAGACGCCAUCUUUGAAAUGACUCACGCGUCCGGUCUCAUGGCCGCGUCUGAAGAGUCGGCUAGUGGACCGAAGAAUAGAGAAGCCGCGUAUACUUAUAUGGGUGAUGAUGAUGAUGAACGAGCCGGCAAAGAUCCCUUCCGUCGCGGUUACCAAUCAGUAAAGGACGGUAUUGCCGCGGCAUUUUCGUCUUUAUCACCAUCUAAUAUAAAGGCGAAAAUCGCAGAUCUUCAACAGAUGCCUCCCGCGGAAUUGUUCAUUGGUUUCUUUAAGCUGUUCUUCUAUUUGUUCUAUUAUAUUGGAUACGGAUUUGUUGUUGUUAUAAGGUAUAUAUUCGGAGUUCUACUCGGUCUCAUGCGAGGGCCACAAGUGGAGGAAACACCCCCAGAGCCAGAGGAGGAGGAGAAAAUCGGUCAGUUCAAACACAGGUUGAUGCAAAGUCCAGCUCGACACUUGCCAGCAUUACCGGCAGCUGACGAUACUGGACAAAUGCAAGUGUCCGCUUUCGGUUUAGAUAUCACCAAAGAAGACAAUGGCCAGAUCCAAGUAAAACCGCACGAGUCGCCGAGCGCGUCAACGCCGUCUAGCGGCGAGGAGGCGGACGCGGCGCCGGACGACGCGCCUGACUCCGACGAGCCGCAACCGCCCUCGCUCAUUGAUCUGCUCGGUGGUGAACAAGCGAAGAAACAAGCACAAGAACGUAUAGAGGCACAGGCCGCGCAACAAGCCGCUAUGUCGGCGAUUGAAGCUGAAAGCAAAAAGGCGGUACAAGUACCAGCGCCAUCAGCCCUUUCCCAGAUAGACCUGUCCCAAUACACAAAGCGCGCGGUAUCGUUCUUGGCGCGAAACUUCUACAACCUGAAGUAUGUCGCGCUCGUGCUAGCUUUCUGUAUCAACUUCGUACUGCUCUUCUAUAAGGUAACGACUCCGGACAACGAGAAGGGUGAAGGAUCAGGUCUUGGUGAUAUCAUCAGCGGUUCCGGCUCUGGAGGUGGAUCUGGAAGUGGUGAUGGAAGUGGCGAAGCGGAAGAAGAUGAAUUUGUAGAAGUGGUGCAAAUAGACGAGGACUUCUUCUACAUGGAGCACGUGAUCAAUGUGGCGGCCAUGUUGCAUUCGGUCGUGUCGCUCGCUAUACUCAUCGGAUAUUAUCACCUUAAGGUGCCUCUAGCCAUAUUCAAGCGAGAGAAGGACAUAGCGCGCAGACUGGAGUUCGACGGUCUGUACAUCGCGGAGCAACCUGAGGACGACGAUCUGAAGAGCCAUUGGGAUAAACUCGUUAUAUCUGCCAAAUCGUUCCCUGUGAACUACUGGGACAAGUUCAUAAAGAAGAAAGUUCGAGCAAAAUAUUCUGAAACUUACGAUUUCGACUCAAUCUCCAACAUGUUAGGAAUGGAAAAGACGUCUUUCUCCGCACAAGAAGACGAGGGAAGCAAGGGGCUGUUGCAUUACAUAAUAAACAUCGACUGGCGCUACCAAGUGUGGAAGGCCGGUGUCACUAUCACGGACAAUUCCUUCCUCUACUCUCUCUGGUACUUCAGCUUCUCUGUGAUGGGCAACUUUAAUAAUUUCUUCUUUGCCGCUCAUUUGCUGGAUGUCGCUGUUGGUUUUAAAACGUUGAGAACUAUCUUGCAGUCUGUCACGCAUAACGGGAAACAGCUGGUGCUCACAGUGAUGCUACUCACAAUCAUCGUGUACAUAUACACGGUGAUAGCGUUCAACUUCUUCCGCAAGUUCUACGUGCAAGAGGAGGACGACGAGAUUAACAGGAACUGCCAUGAUAUGUUGACGUGUUUCGUGUUCAACCUGUACAAGGGAGUACGUGCUGGUGGUGGUAUCGGAGACGAGUUGGAACCUCCUGACGGUGACGACUCUGAAGUGUACCGCAUCAUUUUCGACAUAUCCUUCUUCUUCUUCGUCAUCAUUAUCCUGCUCGCUAUUCUGCAGGGUUUGAUCAUCGACGCGUUCGGAGAGCUCCGUGACCAGCUGGAGUCGGUCAAAGAGGACAUGGAGUCCAAUUGCUUCAUAUGCGGUAUUAAUAAGGACUACUUUGAUAAGGUACCGCACGGGUUCGACACGCACGUGCAACGGGAACACAAUCUCGCGAACUACAUGUUCUUCCUCAUGCAUCUUAUUAAUAAACCGGAUACUGAAUAUACUGGUCAAGAAACAUUCGUAUGGAACAUGUACACCCAGAGAGCUGGGACUUCUUCCCCGUCGGAGAUUGCUUCAGGAAACAAUACGAAGAUGUCAUGGGAGAAUAGUUUUACUCUUAUUAAUAAUAAGAGAGGAAACUGUUCGAAACAGCCUUUAUUGCUCAACGAUGACACCAAUUUGUAACCACUUUAAUAGCAAUAAACAUGUUUGUACAUAGAUAAUAAUGUUGUUUUUUCUGUCAUAUAAUUUGGCGGGAUUUUGAAAUGUCAACUUUCUUAAUUAUGACAUAAUAAUGUACCUACGUUGAAAUCAUUAAUUUCUAACUUUGCAUUGUAAAUAAAAUGUAUUUAAUAAUAUAGCGAUGUUAACAAAUUGCUAUUUUCGUGGUACUUUCGAAUUUUAAGCUUGUCUUAAACUAAAACUAUUUUAAACAAUGUUUUUAAAAAAUAAGGUGGCCUUUCCAAGUUUUCUAUUUUAACUUUUUCGAUAUAGUCUAUGUAAGAAUAUAAUGCGCGUUGAAUAAAAUCUUUAAUUUAUUC